This is a messenger RNA of Penicillium brevicompactum, 663 nucleotides long. RefSeq lists its product as uncharacterized. NCBI's taxonomy places the organism in Eukaryota, Fungi, Ascomycota, Eurotiomycetes, Eurotiales, Aspergillaceae. Bases 1 to 663 code for a protein of 220 amino acids. The transcript has a single exon. The record is from RefSeq and is a predicted model, not a curated record.
AUGGCAAAGAUAUACAAUUCCCCCGUGAUGUCGGGCCUUCUUUCUUUAUUGAUGGCUGCCGUCUCGGUGCAAGCCGAGAUCCAAUCCAUCGCCCCGCCUGAAGGAUGCCCAAUGCCAACUUGGACGGUCAGCAAUUUUCACUGGUACAAUGGAUCUCAUAGCUUGGACUGUAUUCACAACCAAGUGGACAUCGACACGAAAGGCUGUCUCUGUGGCAGAUCGUGGUGUGAACCUGAUCCUGUGACUUGCAAUGGUACUAUGGUCAAUGUGUGCUGGACUGGGAUGCCCAACUACGAGCCAUGGGGAUACGGCCCACUGCAGACGUUGGAUAUCGGAUUCGAGGAUGGCCUGACUUGCCAUGACCAGUAUAUUGGGUAUCGCAUCCACGAUAUUGGGAAUGGUGAGAGCAACUGCGGAUAUGCGGAUCGCGGGGCUGGGCGAAUUGUUGCUUUCUACGGAACAUCAAACUUGGAAAGUUCGACCGGCCACAUUGAUUAUACCCUUGGAAGUGGACAUGCUCUCCAAUGCAAUAACGGCAGCAGGAUCACAUAUUCCGGAAGCACGGACUUCCCCCUCAGCUGCGCCCACGAUUCUUUCUUCAAUGCCACUUGCACUGCGCCAGUGUUCCAAGUUCCCAUUCUUAGCUAUGAAUGGGUAUCCUAA